GCUGGACACUCAGUCAUUGGGAGCUAAAUUUGGGAGAGAGGUGAUCAGGUUCCAGGUCUGUGCACAUGAUACCGUCCUACUUACUUGAGCGAUGCCCCUUCUCACACAAACACACUCUCAACAAGAGCAGACACACUCGGCGAACCUCUUUUUCAGAACGGAAUUUAGUCUGAUCAUCUGAAGUAAAUAACUUUUUUUAACAGGCUUCCCUUUUUGGAGUUCAGUGUCUCUUGACUGGACUGAAUAUUUGGGCCUGGUGCUGUGGAGCUCCAGUCCUUUGAGUUGCUUUUUCCUCACCCGUCUUUCAACACCCGUACUCUAGUGCUUGGUGGGAGGAAGACACCGCUGACCCGAGAUGUUCCUCGCACUAGUGGUGACGCCAGAGCUGAGGGAGUUUCUGACCAGAGCGAGAGGUGGAGCACUCCGCCUCCUCAAGGUGUGCAUCCAAGACGAGCAGCUGGUGCUGGGGGCCUGCAGAGAGCCGGAAAAGAGCUGGGAGCAGGACUAUGACCACUUCCUGCUUUCUCUCCUUUACGACCAGGAGCCCUGCUACAUCCUGUACCGCCUCGACUCCCAGAAUGCACAGGGCUACGAGUGGAUCUUCAUAUCGUGGUCUCCUGAUCAGUCUCCAGUGAAACAGAAGAUGUUGUAUGCUGCCACCCGUGCCACAGUAAAGAAGGAGUUUGGAGGUGGCCAUGUGAAGUACGAGAUGUUUGGCACAACCGAGGAGGACAUUUGUUUGCUGGGAUACCAGCGCCAUGUGUCCUCCUGCUCAGGUCCUGCCCCGCUCACACUUGCUGAACAAGAGCUGCAGAGGAUUAAAAUCACAGAGGUGAGAGAGAUAGUCAACUAUUUUGUGUGUGUGCGUGUGUGUGUUUGCUGCCCCCUGCAGGUGAAGACAGAGAUCAGCGUGGAGAGUAAGCACCAGACACUUCAGGGUCUAGUUUUCCCUCUGCAGGAGACUGCCAAAAGAGCCCUGCAGCAACUUUCCCAAAAACGCAUCAACUACAUUCAACUGAGGUUGGAUGUACAGAAGGAGACAAUCGAGCUGGUCCACUCCAACCCGACAGAAACUCGUGAAUUGCCCCACAGAGUUCCCAAAGACACUCCCAGAUAUCACUUCUUCCUUUAUAAGCACUCUCACGAAGGAGACUACCUGGAAUCUGUUGUGUUCAUAUACUCCAUGCCAGGAUACAGCUGUAGCAUUAAGGAGCGGAUGUUGUAUUCAAGCUGCAAGAGUCGACUACUGGAGGACGUGGAGAAAGAUUACCAUUUGGAAGUUGCUAAAAAGUUGGAGAUCGAUGACGGAGACGAACUGACUGAGGACUUCCUGUAUGACGAGGUCCAUCCCAAGCAGCAUGCUCACAAACAGGCCUUCGCUAAGCCCCGCGGCCCGGCAGGAAAAAGGGGACACAAGCGCCUCAUUAAGGGGACAGGAGGCACCCUACAGAACAGUUAGAGGCGGACCCCUUCCUCCCCAUAGUCCCCAGACCCGCUAACACCCAUAGGCCCAGAGGAACGAGCACAGUGGUGGACUUCCUCUGCUGCUUGUGUACAACACUUGUGCUUUAUAAAUAUGUUUUUGAUGAUACAAUAAUGGUCAAAUAUAUGUCUCUCCCACAGACAUAUCAAGUCUUAUAAAGACAAACUAUAGAUAACAUGUGUAAGAAAACAUGACUCAAAUCCCUAAUAAAAAAACAAUCAGGCUACACACUGACAGAUUAGCUUGUUGUUGUAUAGCUAAUCUGUCUGGUUCUUUCAUACGUCAAAAAUUGAUUUCUGCCGUUUACAACAUACAGAUUACAAGUUUUGUAUCAGCAAUGUUUGUAUGAGAAUAUGAAAGGAAAUUCCAAAUAAAUGUUGUUUAUACUGUGAUAUUA
Molecule: messenger RNA, 1880 nt
Organism: Gymnodraco acuticeps
Lineage: Eukaryota; Metazoa; Chordata; Actinopteri; Perciformes; Bathydraconidae
Product: twinfilin-2
Exons: 8
Coding region: 356-1459 (367 amino acids)
Biological process (GO): actin filament depolymerization; positive regulation of neuron projection development; barbed-end actin filament capping
Cellular component (GO): actin filament; cytoplasm; myofibril
Molecular function (GO): actin monomer binding; actin filament binding
Source: RefSeq, a predicted model, not a curated record